Alternaria burnsii is the source of this 1299-nucleotide messenger RNA. RefSeq lists its product as uncharacterized. The coding region runs from base 1 to 1299 and encodes 432 amino acids. NCBI's taxonomy places the organism in Eukaryota, Fungi, Ascomycota, Dothideomycetes, Pleosporales, Pleosporaceae. The transcript is spliced from 2 exons. The record is from RefSeq and is a predicted model, not a curated record.
AUGGCGACCUUGUAUGAUGACAUGAAUGGGCCGCGCUACCUGUCGUCGUCCAUCUCGUCGCUGUCAACAUCGCGGCAACAAUCGUCGCAGAUCGCCAAAGCCUACCGACAGGCCGCCCAACUGUUCCUGACGCGACGUCUGCCCGAGGCUCUGUCGACCAUCGAACCCAUCAUCACGCCGCCGCCCGUCGAUGAGACGGCGGACGACAAGGGCGACCUCGUGGGCCACGCCCCGGUCGCAACCGCGUCGCGAGGGACCCGGGUCAAGGUGUGGAGCUUCUACCUCACCUUCCUCAAUGCCGUCAUAGAGCUGGGCGCCGAAGAGGGAAAGCACGCGUUUGGCAGCACGAGAUGGAAGCAAUUGGUGUCACCGUGCCGCGACGGCAGCAUCUGGGACAAGGUGGUACGGGACGGCUAUGCGGGCGUCGAGGGAGACGUGGAUGCCGACGUCGUCAUCAACCUCGCCACCCUCCUCCUCACCCAUGCGCCCUCGCAGCGCCUCAACCAGCAGAAGCUGGAGACGUACCUCUCCGCCACCGCCAGCCCAACCCUCGAUGUCUCCUCGCACAUGUCCUCUCCAGCAUACCUCGAGAAGCGCCCAGGCCACCGCAGGCAAAACACGGGCACAGACACGCCUCGCGACCUAGAGAAGCGCAUCAAGCUGCUGGAGCUGUAUACCCUGCAUGUCUUGCCUAGAAACGAGGAAUGGGACUACGCCCGCGACUUCAUCACCAUGUCCGAAAUGCUCGAUGAAGAGCGCAAGGAAGCAUUCCUGCUAGCCCUGCACUCUCUCAAGGAAGAGAAGGAAGAUACAGAAGCCCGCGAGGAGAAGCUCCGCCAGCAGCAACAAGAGCAAAUGGAGGAGCGCCGUAGAGAGACCGAAGCCAAGCGCCUCGAGCAAUCCCGCGCAGAGGACGAACGUCGGAAACGCGAAGAGGAAAACAGGCGGCAGCCCCGCGGCUCAGACGAGCGCUUUCGCAGGCCCCAGCCAACUCCUCAGCCCACCCCGUCGCAGUCCCGAAUCUCCCGCACACCCGGCAAGAAACCCACCACUCCGCCGCCCGGCCUCUACAACCGAGCGUCCACAAUGCUUGGCAAUAUACAGACCAUGAUAUCCAACACGGCACAUCACAUGACUGCAAAUCCCAUGGCUUUUUUCCGUACCUUGCUUUUCCUACUCGCGUUCGGCUUAGCUUUUGGCAGACGGGACCUCCGAGAGAGGAUACUCCGCAUCAUACGGAAUGCGUGGGACAAGGUGAGACGCACCGUAGGUAUGGGAGUCAAGGUCUCCUACAUUUAA